Molecule: messenger RNA, 1404 nt
Organism: Diaporthe citri
Lineage: Eukaryota; Fungi; Ascomycota; Sordariomycetes; Diaporthales; Diaporthaceae
Exons: 3
Coding region: 1-1404 (467 amino acids)
Source: RefSeq, a predicted model, not a curated record
AUGUCUAUCAACAACCAGGUAAAGCGAGAAGUUUUCCACCUUCACCCAACCGGGUGGGAACUAGAUCCCGAAGAGGAGAAGUUCAAGCUUUCAACUCUUGACUACCUUGUUUCUUGUGUCUACGUCAGCUAUGCCAUUUUCUUCAAGAUUGACGACGAUGAGGGAAAGCCCAAGGUGGUUGAAUUGUUGAAACAAGGUCUUGAAAAGACUUUGAGCCAGACUCGGCACCUGUGCGGCAAUAUCGAGAAAGACCCCGACGGAGGCCACUCCUUCGUCAAGAAGCGCGACAGCACCGUCCAGUUCGUGACGAAAUGGCUGGACCAGGCUGAGCACGAGGGCAUUUACCCCCCUCAUUUCAGUGUGUCUCCCAUGACAUACGGUGAGAAGUCUGCGGCCUUCCUGGGUACCCAACCCAAGGCGGCGGCUUUCCAGGCCACCUUUAUUCGGGGCGGCCUUGUGUUUAUGAUGCAUCAUCAUAUGGGGAACGACGUGAUGGGAUGGGCAGGGGAGUUCCACCAACUUGCCGAAAAUUGUGCCGCCAUCUGGAACAAAACAGCGUUUCCUCCCUGGGAUCGCGCAUGUCUGGAUGUUUCCCCCUUCACCAAGAAGGAUUAUCCCACGGAUCAACAAGUGGAGGGGCCUGCACCACCGCAAAAGCACCCAGGCCACAAGAAGGCACAAUGGCUUCUCUUCCAUCUCCCCAAGAGCAAGGCUGCCGAACUGAAAAAGCUGGCAUCUCCAGCCGACGGUUCAUACUGGAUCUCGACCUACGACGCCUUCAACGCCUUCGCCUGGAGAACGCUCUCACGCCUUCGCGCCAAAGUGUACAAGCCAGACCCGUCAUCAACGCCCCUCUGGGGAGAGGCAGUCGACAUGCGGAAGCGCUGCACCAACCCCCGAGUCCCAGCCCGCAUCCAGCACAACGUCGUCGCCGUCGCGCUCUCCACCCAGGCCCCCGCGCCGCAGCUGACCGCCGCCGAGAUCAUCUCGGACGCGCCCCUGAGCAGGCUCGCCUGGUUCAUCCGGCAGCUCACCAACAGCACGACGCAGGGGAGCCUGGACAGGACCCUCGACGCCGUCGCGCCCGUGCGCGACAAGUCGUCGCUCUUCCUGCGCUGCGACUCGUUCGAGCCCAUGUACAGCUUCACGACCGACUGGCGGGACACGAACGUCGCCGGGGCGGACUUUGGGUUUGCCAAGCCGUAUGCGUUCCGCUUUCCUAUGAACUAUGUCACGCCUGGGCUGCAGAUUGUGUACCCGCCGCGGAGCGACGACCCUGGGUCUGAUGAGGGGCCGGAGCUUUGUAUUGGGUUCGAGAAGGAGUUGACCCAGGAGCUUCUUGAGGACCCUGAAUGGUCCAAGUACUUUGAGUUCAGGGGUAUUGAUGCUGAAGAAGAGGAUUAA